This is a messenger RNA of Uranotaenia lowii, 285 nucleotides long. RefSeq lists its product as uncharacterized. The annotation marks the transcript as partial. The transcript is spliced from 3 exons. NCBI's taxonomy places the organism in Eukaryota, Metazoa, Arthropoda, Insecta, Diptera, Culicidae. The record is from RefSeq and is a predicted model, not a curated record.
AUGCAGAGAAGAAGAGAAAGGGUGAAAGAAAGAGAGAGAAGAAGAGAGAAAGAGAGAGAAGAAGAGAGAAAGAGAGAGAAAAAGAGAGAAAGAGAGAAACAGAGAAAGAGAGAAAAAGAGAAAGAGAGAAAAAGAGAAAGUGAGAAAAAGAGAGAGAGAAAAAGAGAAAGAGAGAAAGAGAGAAAGAGAGAAAAAAAAGAGAUAAAGAGAGAUAGAGAGAAAGACAGAAAGGCAGAAAGACAGAAAGAGAGAAAGAGAGAAAGAGAGAAAGGAGAAAGGAGAAAG